AGUUGAAAAAUAUUAAAAAUGCAUAGGCACAAUUUUUUUUUAUAAUGUUACGGAACAAAAUAUACAAAAGAGGUCUUAUAUAUUGCUCCACGACAAUCACACUUAUAACGACCGCGCCGUCCUGCGACAUCACAACGCCGCAUCGACCGACGACAGCUAUCCGCUCCCGCGGCUACGUGACCAUUGCGACUGGGAUAUAUCGGCGAUCGAUACGCAGCAAACAAAACCAGCGACUCGUAUUACAAAUCACCCACGGACCAAGCCGGAUCCACAGCCAAGGAUUGUCCAUUAGCACGGGACACUGAACUGACGAUCAACGACGCAACAAAAAUCGCCCUAUUCAGGGCGACCACGUAAGACACGACCCCCCGGCGUGCCUGCUUAGGCCACUCUAUACCGGUCGAGUCCCACGAGCGAACGCCACUUGUUUAAGCGGGCCCGACGUGUAAGACUCGAUCCCACCCCGAAACAUUAUAUAGGCUUAUAUAAUAUACCUAUUAUUGUAUGGGCUUGAAACCUACUCCCCAAAACAAUAUAUAUAUUCAUUUACAUAGAAAUAAAGAAAUUAUUUUAAUCUACAUCAUAAUUUGGAGUUAAAAUUUCAUUUACGAUCGACACGCGUAUCACGUGUGCCGUAUCAAUAAGUAUUUGAAGUUCAAAUUUUAACACAAUUUAUCAAGUUUAAAAUUGAAUAAUUAUUUUGUAGUUAAAAAUUUAUAAGAUGUUUAACUUUUAUAUCUAAGGAUUGAAAAUUUAAAACAAGAUUCCACGCAACUAGUCAAUUCUGUUACCCAAAAAUCUAAAAAAUACAUAAGCACAGUUUAUUUUUAUACUCAUUUUAAGUUAAAAUUUGGACGAAAUCACAUAUCAAAAAAACCUGCUCUUUGGAGCUGACCGGCAGAGGGCCACCGAUGAGCUGAGGGAAUCAUUGGAUAUCGAGAUAGAAUUGGCCAAGAUAUCGAAGACAAAGGAAGAGCUACUUGACCUAUUUAAUAACGUUGGAAGUCAACGACCAAGACUAUAUACAUCAGUAUUGAAUUGGACUAAAUGUAGCACCAACUAUCAGUUUUCGAAAUUAAUGAAACCUAUUAAUAAAUCGGAUUGGGUUUCUCAUAGUGGUUCGGUAGCAGAUAUAAAUGCGUUCUAUAACCCUCAGGAAAACAGUAUCUUACUUCCCACUGCUAUCUUGCAAGGUCCGUUUUUUUUCUAAUCAUCGUCCUCAGUACACGAUUCACGGUGGAAUUGGAUCUGUAAUUGGUCAUGAGAUCAUUCAUGGUUUUGAUAACGAUGGCAGACACUAUGAUAUGAAUGGCAUCGAGAUAGACUGGGGGGCAGAGGAGACGAAUAACCGCUAUUUGGAAAAGGAAAACUGUUUCAUCAAUCAAUAUGGAAAUUACACUAUACACGAAGUCGGUCUCAAGGUGAACGGCACUCAAACGCUGGGCGAAAAUAUCUUAGACAAUGUAGGCUUGAACAUAGCAUAAAACGCUUACAAAGAGUGAGUUCAAGGACACGACGUCGAACUGCGACUGUCCGGGCUCCAAGAGUACACGCCUUGGCAGAUGUUCUGGUUGAGCAACGCCAAUAUGUUGUGCGAAAAGAAUCUUAAGAAAUAUGACGCAUCUAUGAUCAUGUACGGCAAACAUUUGCCCUUCCUUUUCCGGAUCAAUGGCCCGUUCUCCAACAUGAAGACUUCAGCGUCGACUUCCGAUGUCUUCUAGGCUCCAUCAUGAACCAGGCCAAGAAGUGAAAGUUGGGGUGAGACCACUGUCUGGCCAUGCAUAUAAAACUAUUAUUAUUAUUAUUAUUGUUUCUUUAAUAACAUUUUAUGAGUUUGACUAAUCAACAACGAUUGAUCUUAAUAAAAAUGUGCAAAUUUUUUUUA
Acyrthosiphon pisum (pea aphid) is the source of this 1885-nucleotide messenger RNA. Its product is annotated as neprilysin-2-like. The record is from RefSeq and is a predicted model, not a curated record. The transcript has 4 exons. The coding region runs from base 1137 to 1484 and encodes 115 amino acids. Gene Ontology annotation, biological process: protein processing. Lineage: Eukaryota; Metazoa; Arthropoda; Insecta; Hemiptera; Aphididae. Gene Ontology annotation, molecular function: metalloendopeptidase activity. Gene Ontology annotation, cellular component: plasma membrane.